AAAUUGGAUAAUAAUUUACAACAACAAAUAAAUAAAUCGUCCAAACAUUUUUAUAAUCAUCAUCAUCAUUAUAAUCAUCAUUAUAAUAAUGAAUAUAAAUCCUUCCAAUCAUCACCAUUGAUUAUGGCAAAUAAUUUCGGACAAAUAACCGAGCCAUUAUCGACGAAUUUCGAUGAAAAAGCCAAACAUAAACAUCAUCAUCAAAGUCAUAAUCAUCACCAUCAUUAUAAGAUUACAACGAAUAUACAAUUAAAUCGACCUUAUGAAUUAGCGCAAACAAAAUGUAUAGCACGUUGUAAUUGUAAAUGGCGUUCAGGUAAAAUGUGGGUUGAAUGUCCAGAUGCAAAUCUACAUCAUAUACCAAAAGGAUUAGAUUCCGGUACACAAGUAUUAUAUUUAUCCGGUAAUCCAAUCAAUAAACUUGAAUCACGUGCAUUUGAAAGAGUUGAAUUAACAAAUAUACAACGUUUAUAUUUAGUAAAUUGUCAAUUAAAUGAUAUAAAUAUUGAUGCAUUUCAACAAUUGACCAAUUUGAUCGAGCUUGAUUUAGCUCAUAAUGAGCUUAUAAAUUUGCCUACAAAUUCAUUAAUAAAUUGUCCAAUAUUAAGAAAAUUAAGUUUAUCAAAUAAUCAUCUAAAAAUUAUAACAAAUUCUGCAUUUAUAAAUCUAAUACAUUUACAAACGAUUGAUUUCAGUGUAAAUCAGAUUGAAACAAUUGAAGAAAAUGCAUUUUAUGGUUUGAAAAAUUUAAAACAACUAUACCUACAUGAUAAUAGAUUGAGAUAUAUUGAUGGACAAAUAAUGAAAAGUUUACCGGCCGUUUAUGAGCUAACAUUACAUCAUAAUCAAUGGCAAUGUGAUUGUAGUUUACGUACAUUUCGUGAAUGGAUGAUUGAACAUCGUAUACCAUUAUCAUAUUCACCAAAUUGUACAUUACCUGAACGUUUAUUGGGUAAAAAUUGGAAUCAAUUAGAAUUGGAUGAAUUUGCCUGUCAACCGAUUGUUAUUUCAAUCGAUACUGAAGUUGUUGUUUAUGAAGGUGAAAAUGCAUCAAUUGGUUGUGUAAUGGAAGCAAUACCAAAUGUACAAAUAGAAUGGGAAUGGCGUGGUCGUACAAUACGUAAUAUGUCAUUAAUGACAUUUGGUAGACAAAUGUAUUUAAUACGUGAAAGUUAUAGUUCAACUGGUAUUAUGAUGUCAUUAUUACCAGUUGGUAAUGGUAAUAAUUCACAAUUAGAUCUUAUUACUGAUGAUGAUGAUGAUAAUGAUAAUAAUGAUAUUAAUGAUCAACAAAAUCAACAAUCAAAAGAAUCUAAUGAAAAUUCAUUACUUUAUUCAUCAUAUUCAUCGAAUAAACAUCAAAGAAAAUUAUCUGGUAAUCAUCAUCAUCAUCAUGAAUCUAUCAUGAUACCAGAAGAAUAUACUACUAUUGUUAAUCAACAUCAUCAUCGAGUUCAUCGAUCCAAUCUAAAUUCUAUUGUCGAAGAUCCAUUGUUAACUUUUUCUUCUUCUUCGCCAUCACCAUCAUCAUCGUUAUCAUCAAAAACGUCCAUAACAUCAGAAACCACUUAUAAACGCACAAGUACCUUAUAUAUAAUGAACGCUUUGGAAAAGGACAGUGGAAGCUAUGUAUGUACUGGUUAUAAUAAAGCUGGAACCGUAUCAGCAAAUGUAACAUUAACCGUUUUAAGACGAUUAGAAGUAACUGCUGCUGCUUAUUCUGGUCAAGAAGUUGCUGGUAUUGUUAUUGGUACAUUGUUCAUUUUUCUUCUCAUUUUGAUUGCAAUAUUUUCGGUUGUAUUACGUUCAAGAAAAUUUUUACAUUUUCGUUCGCCUACGAACAACAACAACAAUGAUCAUCAAUCGAAUCAUAAUGGUGGUGGUGGCAGUAGUGUUGAUAAUCAAACAAUACUUGGUUCAACAACAAUAACAUCCAAUAAUUCUUAUCACAAUGGUGGUACAAAUGGUAUAAUUCCCAAUAGACAUUUACAGACAACAACAACAAUACCGAAUGGUACAUUGAAACGAUAUUCAAACAAUAAUCAUAAUGAAAACAGCCAAAAUCAUAUUUUACCAUCGACGACAACAGCAUCAAAUAAAAAUCUAGAGUCGAACAAUAAUAAUGAAUCAAUGAAAAACAAUUUAAUAGUAUCAAUGAAUCCAGCAAAUUCAGAUUCAUCAUUGAAAAAAUCAUCAUUCAUUCAUCAAUAUGUUGUGAUAUCUGAUAAUAAUAAUCAAAUUAAUAAUGAUGAUAAUAAUAAUAAAAUGAACAUCAUUAGUAAUCAGCUUGCUGAACAAAUUGAAAUGUGUGAUUAUUCAUUGAUUAAUUCAAUAGAAACUAAUGAUACGACGAUGAAAAUGAUUGACCAAAAAUGUUCAACAAUAGAUCCAUCGAUGGAAGCUCGUGUUGUUGAUAAUAAUUUCAAUCAAAAAUUCAUCAACAAUAAUAAUCAAUUUGUUAACCAGCAACAACAACAACUACCAAUGUCUAUGUCGAUUGAUAUGAAAACUUUAACACAAUCUUCAGGAAUUCGUAACGGUUUAUUCAAUAACCAUAAUACAACCAAUGUCAAAUUUCCAAUACAAGAUUCAAGUUUUCUUCGUAAUGGCAACAAAAAUCCAGUGAUAUUUAGUCAACAACAUUAUGAUGAUUCUAUAAUUUCAAAUAAAAAUAUUAAUACAAAUUUAAUAUUUAAAACUAAAAGCGGUACAAUGAAUAAAAUACGUUCAACAAAUCCUUACAACAAUAAUACAUUUGAUGGUCAUCUUAAUUCUAGCCAUAUCAUAAACAAUAAUAUUAGUGCCAAUAAUAAUAUUUAUCCAUAUGUAAACGACAAUGCCAACAAUCAUCAUACAAUGAAUUUUUUUGAAUCAUCAUCCAUAACUGAUAUGCCUUCCAAUGGUUCACAAUUGUUGAUGGGAAAAACAUAUUUAUAUGGACAACAACCAUAUCGAUCGACAGAUCAUCAUUUUUCAUAUGAUGUCAAAAAUAAUGAACAAAUAUUGAUGAAUCGAUGUAUCGAUAGUAUUCAUCCAUAUAAUGAAUCGAUAUUACCGAAUAUGAUAAAUCAAAAUAAUAAUUGUUCAUUAUAUGAUCAACAACAACAACAACAACGACAUUUAGCCGCUUCUGUAGCCGUUGUUGAAGAAUUACAAACAAAAUUUGCUACAAGAGUUUCAGCAAAUGAUUCUAUUGCUUGUCAAAUGAAGCGUAACAAUAGUAUAGAUUCAUCAUCAUCACCAUCACAAACAACUAUGGCAACAUCAUCAUCAUCGACAGUAUCAUCAUCUACGGGUCAAAUUGUACGAUUUGCCAAUACACCAAUCGUUUACAAUUAUUCAUCAAUAUCUAAUCAAUCGACAAAUAAUAACAACAACAAUAAUAAUAAUAAACAGGCAAGCCCUUUGAAUCGUAUCAAAAAUAAUGGUCUGAAUCCAUCAUUGAUGGCAAGAGAUUCACCUGAUGAAGGAUUGGGUGAAGAAACUGAAUAAACAUCACUUUGUAAAUAAACAAUUUUUUUUUCUGUUUUCAAUGUUGAAAGUUUCAAUUUUUUUUCUUUCUUUUUUGUUUUUUGUUCAACUUGAAAUGUUUCUUUUUUUUUGUAAAUUUAUUUAUUACUUGUA
Molecule: messenger RNA, 3624 nt
Organism: Dermatophagoides pteronyssinus (European house dust mite)
Lineage: Eukaryota; Metazoa; Arthropoda; Arachnida; Sarcoptiformes; Pyroglyphidae
Molecular function (GO): protein binding
Source: RefSeq, a predicted model, not a curated record